AUGUAUUUACAAAAAUAUAUAUUAUUAUUUCCUUGUAUAUUUUUAUUAUAUUUAUUACAUAUAACUGUAUCAUUAACAUGUUAUAAGGGAAUGUCAUUAAUGAAAAAUAAUAAACCACAAGAAACUGUUGAGUGUAACAAAAGAUAUUGUUAUAAUGUAACGGCUGAUGCAGGUUUAUUUUUUAAGGGUGAAAGAGCAGGAUGUUCUACAUUAAGAUGUCUUACUGCCAGAAACAAAUGUAUCAGUACAGAAAUUCAAAAAAUUCCAGUGAAAUUUUGUUGCUGUGACUAUGAUCGAUGUAAUUAG
Molecule: messenger RNA, 306 nt
Organism: Strongyloides ratti
Lineage: Eukaryota; Metazoa; Nematoda; Chromadorea; Rhabditida; Strongyloididae
Exons: 3
Coding region: 1-306 (101 amino acids)
Source: RefSeq, a predicted model, not a curated record